AUGUCGACCAACAGGAAUCAUGCUACAGGCAUUGAAACCAAUGGAGUAUCAAUAGAAAGCAAAUCGCACCCAACUCGAACAACCUCCAACAAAUUAGAAGAUCAAGCUGCCACAGCAGCUCUUUACGUGACAAAUCAGAAUAAUCAAACGCCCAAAACGGGCUAUGAAUUUCUGGACAGCGACAAUAAAUUGUCGUCUGCUGGUGCAGCAGCAUCUCUCAAAUACGCGAAGCCCCGAGAUUUACCAAGUUACCCCUCCGUCGGAUUGAACAAGAGUCAGUCGGCAGCUGGAGCAGCAGCAUCUUUAGGUUGGCAGAACCAAAAGACUUUCGAACAUUGGAAGCCAGAUCCCUCCGCUGCGGCCUCGGCUGCUGCGAUGUUAGCCAAGGAUUACAAAAUGAAGCCCAUGUGGCAGCCAGAAUCAAGUGCACAUGGCGCAAAAGCGGCUUUGUUGGCUCAUAAAGCCAAUAAGGGUGUCGACUUGUGGCAGCCGGAGCCUACAGCAUGGGGGAAUACUGCCGCAACUCAAGCUAUGAAGAAGGGAAACACAUUAUCACCGCAAUUGGAUUAUGGACACACUGCUGUUGGAAGACAGGGUUCCCUGUUGGCUGCGACUGGUGCUAUGGCUAGCAGCAGGAAACGCGCAAAUUCGACACCUGUGAAGACUCAAAAACUUGAAACCUAUCCUGAUGAAGCCAAUGCUGCCAGUAAUGCUUUGAAAGCCGCGAAGUCUGUUCAUAAAUCUCAGACUAAUACUGCGAAACCUACCUAUUCUGCCGAAACCUAUCCGGAUGAAGCCAAUGCUGCAAGCAAUGCUCUGAGAGCUGCAAAGUCUGUUCAUAAAUCUCAAAUUGGUGCUGGAAAAGCUACCCAUCCUGGUCAAACAAAUACGCCCAGUAAUGCCAUGAAAGCUGCAGUCGCUGUUCAUAGAUCCAACACUGUUCGAAAACCUAAUACAUUCGAAAAGAGUGUUGGAUCGGUACCAUUCACAACACUGCCGCGAGAAAUGUAUACGUCUCAGCCGCCUGUCGACCAAUUUGAACCGGAGGUGCCCAAAGACCAAAAUCGUGAAGAUGUCCUUAAAGCCUCAGCAAUUGCUAUGGCCAAAAAAAUGUACAACCAACAGCAGAAACAAAGUGCUGCUACUUCCAAUGCGCAAUCUGGUGCAGCUGCAGCACACGGCCAGCGAAGACUUUCUAUAGAUAGCGAUGAUGAACCUACACCGAUGCGUUUUGAUAAUCUCCAAGCAAGAGCACAGCAGCUCACCAAUGAGUCAGUGGCGAGAAUGACAACCGAAGAUAUUAGAAAUCGUGAAUAUCGAGAUUAUUAUGGAGCUACCCCAAGUAUAUCUUCGAAGUUAUCUAAGCGAGGUCGAACAAGACGUCGGGCUUCCAGUUAUGAUGAGGAUCGCCAUCAGUCUGACAAAAUCCGAGCUCAGAUGAAUUUAUUCUCAAGCAAUAUCUCUAAAGUAGACGAAGAAAAGCGACAACGAGAUCGCGAUGCUUUACAUGCUGCAGCUAAGCGCAAUGUUAAUAAAGAUAUUCACGAGAUGGAUAAACAAGUAUUUAAAAAUACUGGCAAAGUUGCUCCAUCUCUACUCAACGAAUGGGAGUUAAAAGCACAUGAAGCUGCUCAAGCCCAAAGUAAAGCUAGAAUGGAGAAUUUUGGCAAAGUCGAUAUUGGUGGUGGAAAAUUUGUCGAUCAAAGUGUGAUUGAUGCUGCUGCCGCUAAGAUAAUCCAGCCGCAAUUGGAGGAAAUCAACACAAAGGCAGAAGCUAAGAGGUUUCGAGAGGCUGAGUUGAAACUCGAGGAAGAGGCUCGAAAGAGAAAAUCGCAAGAGAUUAAAAUGAGAGAGAAAGAGGAGAAAGAAAUUACCAAGAAAUUGAAGCAGCAAGAAAAAGACGAAGAGAGGGAGCGUAAAGCUGAUGAGAAGGCUGCUCUAAAGGAACGUCGUAAAUCAACCACCAAAUCCGAACCAGGUGCUCCAGUUUCAAAAACCUCACCUGCCACUGUACCUGGCGAAUCUGAACGCCCCACUACGGCUCCAGCUCCUGUACCUAUCCGUACUUCUAUAGAUGGAAAUAGCGUUCAUGUAUCUGGAGCUACAGAUGAUGCACACCCAAGUCAACAAGUUUCAUCUAAUACCCCAUCACCAACCUCUGAGAGUGGUUCCAAGGUGAAGAACUGGCUUAAGUCUAAAAUGGGAAGGAUAUCUGGUCGUCACUCGAAAUCCUUAUCAGAAUCUAAUGCUACUAAAGAUGAGAAAGGAUUUAUGGGUGGUCAUACCUACACAGGUGCGAGUGUUAAUAAUAGUACGACAUCUCUUAGUCGACAAAGUAUAAAGGACGUUGCAAAUGCCACCGCUCUUGUCCCCGGAGCCAACCCCACUGUUGCUCCUACUCAACAACCAGAAGAAUUUGAAAGAGUAGGCAGAAGUAGAACAAGAGCAGGAGAUGACGUGAGUAGCCUUAGCGAAUUUGGUGACAAAGCAAAGGGCAGAGAAGACAAUUUAAGUGGCGACGAUGAUGAUGACUUUCAGGAGGCAAGGGAUAACUUUAAUGACGAGUUGGCGCCGCCUAGACCAUUCUCAUCUCAUGGAGCAGUCAGCACAAGUCCGGGCAGAGCUCCCAGAUUUCAUGAGGAGAUCUAA
Botrytis sinoallii is the source of this 2649-nucleotide messenger RNA. RefSeq lists its product as uncharacterized. Gene Ontology annotation, biological process: eisosome assembly. The transcript is spliced from 4 exons. The record is from RefSeq and is a predicted model, not a curated record. NCBI's taxonomy places the organism in Eukaryota, Fungi, Ascomycota, Leotiomycetes, Helotiales, Sclerotiniaceae. Bases 1 to 2649 code for a protein of 882 amino acids.